This is a messenger RNA of Phasianus colchicus (ring-necked pheasant), 1311 nucleotides long. It is a transcript of the gene POP5, whose product is annotated as POP5 ribonuclease P/MRP subunit. Gene Ontology annotation, cellular component: ribonuclease P complex. Lineage: Eukaryota; Metazoa; Chordata; Aves; Galliformes; Phasianidae. The record is from RefSeq and is a predicted model, not a curated record. Gene Ontology annotation, molecular function: ribonuclease P RNA binding. Gene Ontology annotation, biological process: tRNA 5'-leader removal.
CGCGGCGAUUGGCUGCUGUGAGCUGAGGCCGCUCGCUCAUUGGCUGGGAGCAUCGUCCGCCCGGAGGGGCCCGGCGGCGGCAUGGUUCGCUUCAAGAACAGGUACGUGCUGUGCGAGGUGCUCUCGGAGGACCCGCGGUGCCGGCAGUGCAUCGAGGACCGCGCGGUGGGCCUCGCCGUCAGGGACGCCAUCGCGCGGGCGCACGGGGACUACGGGCUGGGGUGCUGCUGCGUGUCCUUCACAGUGAAGUACCUGAACGCCUACACCGGCACCGUGCUGCUGCGCUGCCGCAAGGACUUCCAGCGGCUGCUGAGCUCGUCGCUGCCGCUCGUCCGGCACCUGGAGGGCCGCGGGCAGCGCUUCCCCUGCGCGCUGCGCACGCUGCACGUGGGCGGCACCAUCAGAACCUGUCAGAAGUUUCUCAUCCAGUAUAACAGAAGGCAGCUGCUGCUGCUGCUGCAGAAGUGUACGAAUGAAGAGGAGAGGCGCAGCGUGCGGCAGGCGGUGCUGAGCUGCUCGCUCACAGAAGAGCAGGCACAGAGCGGGGAGGAGGAGGAGGAUGGCACGGAGACAGACUGAGCAGCACUUGUUCACCUUUGUUCUGCAUCUGCGUCGUUGAAGUGAUACCAAGUAUCUUCCCGUGCUAAGUAAAGCAAGGAAAGGUGCUUUUCCUAUCUCUACUUAUAUUUCGUUUCUCCAAGUAUUCUUAAAUAAAAUCAUUCAAAAAACCACAAAAGAUUACACUUCAGUAGGUUUCUUGCCUCUUUUAUUCCAGGAUUCAAACCUUUGACUGCUCCUAAGGAGCAAAGCUCAAUGUGAUCUUUGUGCUGAGGUAGAAGUGAGCUUUAGGCAGUUGGCAUGGGAAAGAAAUAUAGUUACGCUCCUUUGGUACAGAGAGCAAUAACUGCAGUUUUUAACCUUAUCUUCCAGUGCAGCUGUUCUUGAUAGGGUUGUUUAGUGCUUCAAGUCACAAAAGCACUGAUUGUCUACACAGGAGCAUAGACUACAGGGAACACAAGGUGGAACUACACAGCUCAGCUCCAUCCAACCCACUUUAAAACUCAUAGGUACAAUUACUGCUUAGAUAUUUAUUAAGGUUACACCAAUCGGUUACAGAAAAGUAGCACUGCUGCUCACAUCUCUUGAAUCCAUUGGAAAACAAGACAUAACUUGAAGAUCUGCCCACUGGAGACUGCCCCUGCACACAGAACAGCCUUCUUUACCUGCACUUCUUGCCUUACUUGUUAGAGUGCCUGUGAGACAGGGAGGUGAGUUGUACCAGCUCCAACUCCUCUCUCUUGUCAACACAAA